AUUACAAACUCAAAUCGAAUUGAAAACAGCGACUAGGUACUGGGAUGACGGAUCAGACCAACAGCCACCAACAUUUGUCUCAGCGGCCCAUUUGUAACACGAAGAAAGAAAAAAACUAGUAAUAGAAGAAGAAGAAGAAAAACAGCAAGUAGAAAAAAUUUGGGCUUUUCGUUACUUUUUUCCGCAAACGUUUUGUGUUGAGUUGAGUUUCAUGGUUCUUUUCCCCAUUUUUUUCUACAUUCUUUUCUGGCUGCACAGAAAAACAUUUUCGUUGAAUACGAUAUUCCGAAUGUUUCGUUUGUGUGUGUGUGCGUGCUUCUGUGUGUGUGUGUCUCCAGUUGUGCCUGUGUAUGUAUCUGUAUUUGGCAUCCAAACCGGCAAGUUUUUCUUUUUCAAAUCAGUUUUGAUUCAUAGAUACAACCAGGAAGAUGUCGAUUUUCUUCUCACAUUUUCUUCAUUCAUUUCCAUAACUCGGUUUGAAAAAAAUUCAAAGUCGCCAAUUGAGGCCAUGUAGCAAAAAUCUAGAAACACAGUUAAUAACAGUAUUGAAUAAAAUUAGUGAACUGGAAAACUUACAACAAUUAGUGACAAAUAAAUAAAACAAAAUUUGUUUGAAAAAAUUUAAGAAUUUUUUGGCAACAUUCCGUAAAGAACGCUGAGCGUCCUUUCAAAUUACAUUCAAUGUUAAUUCCACGACAAAAACAUUCCAAUGGCAGUUCCAUAUCCGUAAAGAAAUUCCCAAAUUCCAGCAUCGAAAUAAAACCAAUAUUUAAGAAAAUGCCACAACACAGCCACAUCAAUCAAUUGUUGAGCACAGCUGCCGCAGGAAAUGGUGUCAUAGGUGAUGUGGAUGCUCUUCUAACACCAAUGGCCAAUUCGGGAAAGCAAAGUGUUGACAUGGCCAAUAGUAGUGGUGGUUCGAACAGCAAAGAACGGGCCGAGCGUAACUUAUGGCGUAACGAUGAAGUCAUGGAAAUGCUUGCGGUAAUGCAACAAACCAAAGCCUUGGAAAAGCUCAACGACAAGACGGUCAAAAGUGAAAAUGUCUUCAAAGAUGUGGCAGCAAUAAUGCAUAAAAAUGGCUUCAUAAAGAAAUCCCAUGUCCAAAUAUGGACUAAAUGGAAAUUUUUAAAAAGCACCUACAUGACAUCGCGUCGUAAUGGUGUAAUACCACGGAUGAUACCACAAGAAGUCUAUGAGACAAUUCAUCUAAUGAUUACCACAUAUAAUCAGGGAAUGAGUGAAUGUGGUACAUCGACCACUGCCUCGAUGGAUGGGGAUAAUUCCAAUGCCGGCCAUGUUUCAAGGGCCAGUCUUGAUGGGCCAGCAUCAAAAACAGCUAUAACUGAAAGUAAUCAAACAGAAAAUAAUUUUGAUAUGGCUCAUCCCAUUUUUGGUUUUAGCUUGGGUCUGGUUAAGGAUGAGCCAAGCGAUACAGGUUAUAAUGCUGUGGAAAACAACACCACUGAUCCGCUGAAUGAUAAACAAAAUAUAAACAGCACAAGGGAUAAAAUACAAAUACCCGAUAAAUCAACAAACAUAAUUACCGAGAAUCAAACGAUCAAAACAUUAGAAAUACCACACAGAGGUCGGGGACGACCACCAAAACCAAAGAUUUUACCGGCAGCUACUUCCACACCAAAUGCCACCACAUUAUCACCGUCGACUACAGGUCCACCAAAUCUUCAACAACUGCCACCACUGAGAGUAGCUCCUUUUGCUAAAGCUCCCAACACAAGCAAUGCUUUGACAGCAAGUCGACCGCCACCACCACUCACAAUGCCACCAUCUCCGAGGCAGAUACAAAUUACUAGUAUUCCCAAUGUGGCCGCUAAAACUCCCAACAACAAUAAUCCCACAAAGAUGGCUAUACAGAAGAAAAUUUUACCCAAACUAUCUUUGGCUCCAAAUGAGAUACAAACAUCUACAGCUACCAUACGCUUUUUGAAAGAUCUCCAAACAAGUCGUGCUUCAUCGUCCUCACCUUCCAACAACUAUCCCAAGUUGAAACAAGUGCCAAUGCGCAAAACUCCAUAUUCGUUAAGGCCAGAGAGAUUAAUACCCGAUUUAGAUGAAUCCUUUUCACCACCUCGUAUGGAAUUGUCUGAAUCCCAGGAAAGAUGCCAACGUGAGACGGCAAUGGUAAAUGGUCAAACUUUGCCAAAUGGAGUUUAUCGUAAACGUAGACUUGAUUGGUCGCAGCAACAACGUAACACGCCCACGAAAUUCCGAAAAAUUCCUAGUGAUGAUGAGGAGGAUAUGCCUGCCAUUCAACCGCAACAACUUCCUAACCAAAAAGACGACAGCAGACGCUAUGGAAAACAUCUACAAAAUGUCGUAAGUGACUUGAGCACAAAUAUGCGUCAGAUUCAGAGCCAAAUGAUGAGAGAAUUCUUUGAAAAGCAACAUGAAUUGUUGCAGAAAGAACAUGAAUUCCAAGUGCAGCAGGAUCGUAUGAUCAUGGAAACGUUUCAAUUGCAAACCUACGAAAUUGUAAAAUCUAUCAAAGAUUUAAUGGGCAGCAUAGCGAGUGGUGCCAGGAGAAAUGACAUGGAAGAACAACAUUUAAAUUCCAAUUCCAAUCAAGAACUAAUUGAACACGAAGAAUUACAAAAUUUGGGAGAGAGCCAAGAACAAAAUAUGCAUAAUGAGGAUGCAAAUGAUUCCCAAGAUGAUAUGGAUCAAGAAUUGGAGCACCAUGAAAAUGAGUUUUCUACCGAAGAGAUGGUGCAGGAUAAUGAGACUGGUGUCGCUUGUCAAGAAAAUGAUGAGGAAGAAACCCAGGAACCCCAAGAUAAUGAACUAGAAUAUGCUGAAAACAACGAUGAACAAGAUGGUGUUCAAAUACAACUGCAACAACACGACGAACAAAUGCAACACCAAUCUCAAUCCGACCAACAAGAUAUUGAAUCACAAAACGUCGUUGUGGAGGAUGACGAUGAUGAUGAAGACGACGACGAUGAUGAUGAAGACGACGAUGACAGCGAUACAGAUGAUGUGUCAUCAACAACUACCGAUAAUGAUGGUGAUUCAAGGCAUAUGAUCAAUGGCGAUCAUUCGGCAAAUUUAGAUCAAAUGCUUUCAACCGAACUGACUGAAGAAGAUUAAAAGACAUCACAAAAUUAAGUUAAGAAUACUAUAUUUCACAUUCCACGUUUUGAACUACCACACAAAACAUUCCACACACACACAUACACACAAAAGAAACUGAAAUUGCUUUAAAAGCGCUUAGUUAACUACUACUUGUAAAUCUGAACCCUAAGACUUUUAUUUUGUUACUAUUAUACUGUGUUUAGAUACAUACGUAAUGUAUAUAUAAAUCUCUAAACCAAGAUAUGAAAUUUUGAAAACUAAAAGUAUUUUUUCCUCAUAUACAUACAUUUGUUUAAAAAAAUAUACGUAUAAUGAAUAAGUUAAAACAAAGAUUUAAACAGAAAUCCUUAACUAGAAUAACAUCAAGAUGUUGAAAAAAAUACGCUUUGGCCUUAAGGGGCCAUUGGCAUAGACUAUGAAGUAUUAAUAUUUUUAAUAUGAUAAGACUAAAUACUACUAUUCUUAAUAAUAAAUUAAGAUUUAAAGUGUAGAUAAGUUAUGUCUUUGGAAAUAAUAAAUUAAAAACAAUGAUUAAACCGUA
Messenger RNA from Musca domestica (house fly), 3634 nucleotides. Its product is annotated as homeobox protein 12. The record is from RefSeq and is a predicted model, not a curated record. Lineage: Eukaryota; Metazoa; Arthropoda; Insecta; Diptera; Muscidae. The transcript has 3 exons. Bases 682 to 3108 code for a protein of 808 amino acids.